This is a messenger RNA of Oppia nitens, 5078 nucleotides long. It is a transcript of the gene pyd, whose product is annotated as tight junction protein ZO-1-like. Gene Ontology annotation, biological process: protein localization to cell-cell junction; cell-cell junction organization; cell-cell adhesion. Lineage: Eukaryota; Metazoa; Arthropoda; Arachnida; Sarcoptiformes; Oppiidae. Gene Ontology annotation, cellular component: plasma membrane; bicellular tight junction. Gene Ontology annotation, molecular function: cell adhesion molecule binding. The record is from RefSeq and is a predicted model, not a curated record. The coding region runs from base 48 to 5078 and encodes 1676 amino acids. The transcript is spliced from 13 exons.
AGUUUUCAAAUUGUAUUUGUUGUUUGAGUUAUUUUGUUGCCAAUUAUAUGAUAGUAAUGUUGAGAUAUAUGAGUAGAAAGUUGUUUGUGAGUCACAAGAAAGUUAAGAAGCAAAGAAAGGCACGAAAAGUCGUGAAUAAUAGGAACAGGACUUCUAAAGAGCGCCGGAAUAAGCUCUCCAGUGAUUUGCGAUCACAGGUCCUAUCAGUCGAUGACUUGAGCGGAUCAGAUAUGCCAAGAGAUAUAGAAGUUGCAAAUUGGAUACUAGAUGUACACCAAAACUUAGCGCAUAAAUCGCGUUCAAUGUCACCGACUCGUAGUCCAACAUAUUCUUAUAAUUCACCACUUUUUCAUCCGCCAACACCUGUGCGCAGUUCAUCCCGAAUGGCUUUCCAAAGAUAUAACAGUUUGGGUCACAAUUAUUCUUUAGCAACCAGUCCUUUGACUUAUUCAACUGGUUUAGUGCAAAGAAAUUAUGUCAAAAAACGUAUGAAUAGAUCCGGUGAUAACAGAAUGAGUCCGUUAAGUACUAAUGAAAAAUCUAAGAAAACUACUAAAAGUAAAACCAAAAAAUCUGAGCUAAAAAACAAAAAUAUUUCAAAAACUAAAACUAAAAGUAAGGAUAAAAAUGGAUCAAAAAGUAAAAGAUCGCAUUCAAGGGACAGGUCAUUGUCCAAGAAAUAUAAGGGGGGCGAACGGGUUGGGUGGGAGUUUCAAAAUGUAACUCUUACUCGAGUUCCCGGAUAUGGCUUUGGUAUAGCCGUUAGUGGCGGUCGCGAUAACCCGCACUUUAUUAAUGGCGAUCCAGCCAUCGCUAUAUCAGAUGUACUCAAAGCGGGUCCGGCUGAAGGAAAACUACAAAUCAAUGAUCGGGUGAUGAGUGCUAACGGUGUGUCCUUAGAGAAUGUCGAUUAUACCACUGCUGUGAAUGUAUUGCGUGAGUGCGGCAAUACUGUCAACCUAUUGAUCAAACGGAGGACUUUAUUACCAAACAGUGAUUUAGUUAAAGUAACGCUCACUAAAAGCAACAAAAAAGAUGACUUUGGUAUAGUUCUCGGCUGUAAAUUCUUUAUCAAAGAGAUAACAAACAGAAGUCUUAUUGACAAAGAUUCGUCAAUUAAAGAGGGAGAUGUCAUCAUCAAAAUAAACACUUCGAGUACUGAAAACUUGAGUUUAAAAGAAGCAAAAAAGUUAAUUGAAAACAGCAAAGAAAAGUUAAAUUUAGUUAUAAGUCGAGAACCAAAUGUUAGUAAUAACAGACAGAGCGAUAGCAAUAUCAAUGGUUAUCCUAACGGACAGUCCAGAUGGUCAACAGCUAAUCUAUAUGAUAAUGCAAUGGCAAUCAAAGACACGUACGAUAAUAUUAAUAACGCCAAUCGAUCAUCUAAUUGGGGAACUCAUAAUCAGAAUGUUUACGUCCAACCGCCUACAAGAGGAGAUUAUGGACACAACUCUGAUGAUAAAAACAAUUUAUUAUCGAUAGAUCGUUCAAUUGGUGGACCCUCUGGAAGAAAUCGUGGUCCAAUUUCAGACAUAUCAUUACAACAAUUGGAUCAGCCUUCGACUCCAUUAAUGACAAGCCAUUCCCGAAACGCUUCUUUGCCAAAUGAUACUGAAGCGCCACCACGACCUCCUCUACCUCGACCUAAUCAUUAUGAUGACGAUCCUUUGACUCGUAGGAAACAACAAACAGUUAUUUCUGAUCCACGUUUUAUAUCUUUUCAUAAAGAAGGAAGUGUAGGCAUUAGACUUACUGGUGGUAAUGAAGUCGGCAUUUUUGUUACGGCUGUACAACCGGGAAGUCCGGCCUCUUUGCAAGGCUUGCAAUCAGGAGAUAAAAUGCUUAAAGCAAAUAAUAAAGACAUGAGAGGAGUGACAAGAGAGGAUGCAGUAUUGUUUUUAUUAAGUCUUCAGGAACAGAUUGAUUUAGUGGUUCAGAAUCGCAAAGAAGAAUACGAUGAAAUUGUUGCCAAUCAAAAGGGAGACUCGUUUUAUAUAAGAGUGCACUUCAAUUAUGACAGCGAAGGAAAGGGUGAACUAUCGUUUCAUGUCGGAGAGGUAUUUCAUGUGGUCGACACACUCUUCAAUGGUGUUGUUGGUUCGUGGCUUGUCUUUAGAUUGGGACGUAAUAACCAAGAAAUCCAAAAAGGAUCCGUUCCUAAUAGAAACAGAGCUGAAGAAUUGUCUGCAGAGCAAUGCACAGAAAAGUCUAAAAAGACUGACACAAAUACAUCAGAAAGAAGGGGUAGUUUUUUCAAAAGAAGAAGUGCUCGACGGUCUAAAUCAUUGAGUAAAGAUCACUGGGAAGAUGUGGUGUUUGGCGAUAAUAUGUCUAAAUUCUCAGCUUAUGAAAGAGUAACUCUUAAACAUCCGGGUUUUAUAAGACCAGUUGUAUUGUUUGGUCCACUGGCAGAUGUGGCGCGAGAAAAGCUGAUGAAAGACUAUCCGGACAAAUAUGCGUUCCCACAGCUCGACAAUCAGUUAGAAGACGUUCCCAAAGCUUCAAAACUUAACGGAAUUGUCAAACUCAGUGCUAUUCGAGAUAUUGUCGAUAAAGGAAAGCAUGCAUUACUUGACAUAACUCCCAGUGCUGUGGAUCGUCUCAAUUACGCUCAGUUUUAUCCGAUUGUUAUAUUCAUGAGAGCAGAAAAUAAAUCAGUUAUUAAAGAAAUGCGUUCCCGUCUCUCAAAAUCUGUUCACAAAAGCUCUCGUAAACUCUACGAACAGGCCGUCAAACUGGAGAAACUUUGGUCUCAUAUAUUUACCGCAUCCGUAACUCUUACCAGUGCUGACAUGUGGUAUAAGAAGUUACGCGAAACCGUUGAUAAACAGCAACAACAAAGCAUUUGGGUGUCAGAGUCUAAACCUGAAGAACCCAUUGGCGAUGACUUUUUGUUUCCGAUGAUAUCACGACUGAGUUAUGCCUCAUCGCCAGAAAGUGAUCUCGACUUAGCCAAUGAGUUACGACUUGAUGAAGAAGAAGAAAAUGCUCAUCGAUUGGUAAAAGCGUCGAGUGAUCCGAGUAUUGCCACAGCAGAUGAAAAUCCAGUUGCAAUGAACAGCUUUGGUUAUCCGCCGCCAUAUAGUUUACGUCCGCCAAACAAACAGCUUCCGCUUCACAUACUUUUGCGAAAGGAACUGUCUAAAGCAUUGACCAUCGAAGCCAAAUCUAAGACAUCGGGUGCACAAAAUGCAAUUUCUUCACAUAACUCCACUGCCAUAACUAAUACCGAAAAAGAAUAUUUUGGAUCUCCAAAGGAUUCAUCUUCAGCUUAUAAUACAUUAAAAGCUGGGGAACGUUAUCCUGCAGCACCGGUUCCACCAAAUGAUAAUAUAUAUGGUACAAAGACAGGACCAGAACCUCCUCCCAGAAUAGACCGCAAUAAUAAGCCUUCGAGGUUUAGGAGUGCUCACGAAAGGCUGUUUGGUAGACGAGAUAGAGAGUCAUAUACUGCUUCCGACUACAUAAACACAUCUUCAGCGAUGCCUUCCUCACAAAAAUGCGAUUCAUUAGAGAGAACGACAAUAACUAACGGCAAACAACAUAUCAACGGCGCCUUUGGUGAUAGUUCUUCAUAUAGCAGUGACUCGUAUAACAAAUACGGUAGUCCUACGGGAACUCUUGAUAACAAACAGAAUUAUAAUACCACUUCAUCUAAUGGACGACCGGCUCACGAUCCCUAUAGAUUUACAAGAAGUACAGCACAACCACAUCCAAGCACUUCAAUGAAGCCACAGAGUCCUGAGCGCUCUAUUAAACCAAUGUCUCCUCCAAAUAAAUAUCAAAUUGAUGCCAUCCAGAGUAGACCAGUACCACCAUCACCGCCACCAAAACCGACUAAUAAGUAUACAUCUCGAUUGCCAUCCGAUGGUAGACCUGUGCCGCCACCUAAACCAUCUCAUUAUCCAUCGAGAUCUUGGGCUAAUAGUACUGAUAAUGAUAUGACAGAAUUAAAUCAAAUGUCAACAAAUGGAUUGCAAAACAAUGGUUUUGGUUAUUCACCGGUAUAUCAACAAACAAAGCGCACGACUCAACCUAAUCCUGAUCUAUCUAACGGACCGCCAGCUUAUUAUUCAACAAUGCCAUCAAAGGAUUAUCAAACAGCAAACAUGAGACCACAACCACAGCCUUUAAAUGGAGUCAAUGGAGAAAUUAAUAAUAAUAUAUAUGCAGAACAAUCUUCUUUUGGAUCUCCUAUAAGAAAGGGUCCAUAUUCUGAUACUGACAGUAGUAGUGGUUAUAUGACAGCUAAAAGCAAUUAUGAUAAGCGUCCGGUCUAUAACUCAUUUGCAAAGAUUAAUUCUUCGCCAAUCAAAGACAAUUAUGCCACAAACGGGCCGUAUCUCAACGUCCCGUAUCCGCCAAAGCAUUCGCGUACCUCAACAUUUACAACACAACCGCCACCCCCUCCAAUACCAACACAGUCCUCUCAUGUAAUACAACCGCCGCCAAGUAUUUUGGAUUUACAGCAAAAUCGUGAACAUCGCGGAAGUGCUUUUGAAUUGUAUCGCAAACCCAUUGAAACAACACCAAUGCGAUCAACUAAUCUUCAAAGUUUUGGACAUCACGGCCUCCCACCCCCACCCCCUCCUUUGGUUAAUAGCGAUCACAACGAUAAAUCCAUCACAUCUUCAGUAGACAGCAGUCAUCACACGAUUAUCGCGACUGCAAAAGGAUUGUUCACUAAUGAUGGAGGAAUACUCACAUCAGAUGAAACUGGAGUUAGUGUUAUUAUACCUCCCGGUGCGAUACCCAAAGGACGUCAACAAGAAAUUUAUUUCAAAGUCUGUAAGGAUGACAAAAUGGUUCCGCCAUUGGACUCGGAAAAAGGCGAAACUUUAAUGAGUCCUAUAGUGAUGUGUGGACCGCAUGGACUUAAAUUUGAUGUACCGGUUGAGUUACGACUUCCUCAUUGCGCGUCAGUUAAUCCCGACGGUUGGGCUUUUGCUUUGAAAUCAAGUGAUACUAAUAAUGGUGAACCGUCUGAGUGGCAAAAUGUAUUGUUGGAUACUAAUGAUGGCAUAUCUGGUCCCAAAUUAGACAAUAAAUUUGUAUCGGUUUUAGUCGACCACUUCUGA